Messenger RNA from Aspergillus brunneoviolaceus CBS 621.78, 4255 nucleotides. RefSeq names its product ABC transporter ATP-binding protein. Gene Ontology annotation, cellular component: membrane. Bases 1 to 4125 code for a protein of 1374 amino acids. The transcript has 6 exons. The record is from RefSeq and is a predicted model, not a curated record. Gene Ontology annotation, molecular function: ATP hydrolysis activity; ABC-type oligopeptide transporter activity; ATP binding. Gene Ontology annotation, biological process: transmembrane transport. Lineage: Eukaryota; Fungi; Ascomycota; Eurotiomycetes; Eurotiales; Aspergillaceae.
AUGGAUCGAUCGUCUGCGAAGACCGACCUUUCUGCAUUCUUAGUCAAACCAUUCAAUCAAGGACGGCUCGCAAGGCCGAAUCAAACGAUGGCCGCGUUUACUCUCCGACUUCCCUCGGGCAGAAAUGCGGGCUGGUUGUCUUUGUUCAGCUUCACUACUGGGAAGCAUGCGCCGACUCUGAUCGGAGGAGUCGUGCUCGCUCUCGUCGCCAGUCUGCCCACACCGGCUUUCUCUAUAUUGCUGGGCCAGAUCUUCAACGAAUUCACCUUGUUCGGAGGCCAGGAGAUCACUAAUCACGACCUCAUUCGGACGACGACGAAGUAUUGCGUCCGACUGGCGGUCUUGGGAGCAAUCAGUUGGAUCUGUAACGGAUGCUACUAUGUCCUGUUUGUUAUCUUCGGAGAGCUGCAAGUGGCCAACGCUCGCACCGAGCUUUUCGACGGCCUCUUGAAGAGGGAUCAAGAAUGGUUUGAGACACAGCAGGAUGGCACUCGGGUGUACCUGUCAAGUCUCCAGGGUCUUAUCGAUGACCUGCAAAAGGCGACGUCGCAGGCAUUCGGGCUUGCCGUACAAUACUUUUUUCGAGCGAUCGUCUCGCUGAUCCUAGCCUUCUAUACGUCCUGGAACCUGAGCUUGGUCACUCUGGCUGGGAUGCCGGUCCUGUCGGCCAUCAUCUCAUUCCUGUCCUCGAAAAUGAAUGCGAGCUUCGAAGCGCAGAAGGUUGAGCUUGUGAAGUCGUCGAAGAUUGUGGACAGCGCCACCACCUCGAUUGAUGCAGUCAAGUCCUUCAAUGGGCAACUCAUCGAGCACCGGAGUUUUGUGGCCAGCAUCGACAAAGCAGCACUGUGCUAUUUGAGGCGAGCACGCUUCACCUCUCUGCAGAUCGCGUUCCUGCGUAUGAUGUCUUUCGGUAUGUUUAUUCAAGGUUUCUGGUAUGGCAGCUCUCUGGCGGCGUCCGGUCAGCUCUCUGCAGGGGAAGUUUUAAGAACCUUCUGGGCCUGCUUGGCAGCAGCGCAGUCCUUCGAAUUCAUCAUGCCACAGGCAGCUGUAAUGAAAAAGGGCAAGAUCGCUUCCCUUGCCCUGCGAAACGCGUUAAGUGAUCGAGCGGACGGUAAAGCCCCGGGUGUGUUAGACGGUGCCAUAUGCCCGGAUGUCUGCCAUGGCGACAUCGAAGUGAAAAAUCUUUCUUUCUCAUACUCGUCUCAACCAGACAGACUCAGUCUGAACUCGACGAGCUUCUUCUUUCCAGCUGGAGAGACCACGUUCGUCAUAGGAAAAAGCGGUUCCGGAAAAAGCACACUUGGGCAGCUACUUGCUCGCUUCUACAUGCCGACAUCGGGUGAGAUUCUUAUCGAUGGACAUCCCAUUCAGACGUUAAGUACGAACUGGAUUCGCAAAAACGUGACACUCAUCGAACAGCGGAGCGUGCUGUUCAACGAGUCUGUUUUCAUGAAUAUCGCAUUUGGAAGCCGAGAUCACAGUCGGCUCCGGAAACCUGACAUUCAAGGAUGCAUUGAUUUAGCCAGGUUAGAGGGGACUAUACAGGCUAUGCCCGAAGGCAUCGAAACAUGUGUUGGACCCGGUGGGAAUUUUUUGAGUGGGGGUCAAAGGCAGCGGGUUGCGAUCGCCAGAGCUCGACUCAGAGAUACUCCUAUAUUGAUCAUGGACGAACCGACAAGUGCUCUAGAUGGCACCAACCGCGUCGAAAUUAUGAAAGCCAUUCGAGAAUGGCGACGGGGCAAGACGACGAUUAUCAUCACGCACGAAAUGUCCCAGAUCCUGGACCGCGACUUCGCAUAUAUUCUAGAGCAUGGCUUGGUAGUGCACGCCGGUUAUAGACAUGAGCUGGAGGAAAACAAACUAUUCUUCCCUUCAAAAAGUAAGAAAGCCACCGAGCAAGGUGAAGGUGAAGAAGAAGAAGAAGAAGAAGAAGAAGAAGAAGAAGACGCAAGCGGCGCGAUGAGCCGGAGCUCAUCGCCUGAGCCAGGCUCUUGUGAUACAUCGAAAGCUCGAAAUAGACAUUUCUAUGACCCAGUGCGAGAUGCAUAUCUCAAGGAGAUGCUGUCGACAGACAACGAGUAUGCCGGUGGGGUGCGAUCCAGAAGACAAAGCGUGUUCGGAUCCAUGCUUCCACUCCAUGCGCAGCGGGAAUCCAUCGACUCAAUUGCCAUGGAGAUGAUAGAGCUCAACACGAUUCAAGUCAACGCAAAGGCACAGCUCAACCGAAUUAGCCGUCACAUUGCUGCCAACAACCACCCGCUUGAUCGCAUUGACGAAAUGGUUGCAGAUGAGCACCCCGAGCAAGUGGCCCGCCUCCUGCCCCAGCAACGCAGGCCUUUACGGAAGAUCUUGUUGACCAUGAUACCAAAUUUGACGAGUGAACAACGUUGGCUGCUGGCGCUGGGAUCUUUCAGCACGCUUCUCCAUGCGAUGGCGACUCCGGUGUUUUCUUUCUGUUUGUCGCAGCUGCUGCAGACUUUCUAUAACAAAAAAAGCCACGCGUCGACGUGGUCUUUGGCCGUCUUCGGGGUAUCACUCGCCGACGGUGUAGUGUCCUUUUUGAUGCAUUACCUCCUGGAUCUAUGCGGUCAGGCUUGGGUCGAUAGUAUACGCAAGAUCGGCUUCGCUCGAACCCUCGACCAGCCCCGCAAAUGGUUUGACGAAGAAGGGAACAGACCCUCCCAGCUAACAACAUGCCUGAACCAAAAUGGCGAGGAGAUGCGCAACUUGGUUGGCCGUUUUGGUGGAUAUCUCCUCGUGGCUGCCACCGUUGCUCUGACUGCGAUUAUCUGGAGCAUGGCCCUCUGCUGGAAGUUGACUCUUGUUGUUCUCGCUUGCGGCCCCGUCAUUUACGCUAUCACUAGAGGCUUCGAGAGAACGACUGGAUUAUGGGAGAGACGAUCUUCUGGAGCUAGAACCACGACAUCGGAGGUCUUCAUCGAGACGUUUUCAGAGAUCCGGACAGUCAGAAACCUGACACUAGAGCCGUUCUUUCACAAGAAGCACUUGAGAGCUGCGGCGGUGUGCAUGACCAUCGGCAUCAAAAAAGCUCUCUACACGGGUUCUCUUUUCGGCCUGGUCGAUUCUAUGAUUAUGUUUGUCAGUGCUUUGAUAUUCUAUUAUGGGGCGGUGCUGGUAUCUUCGGCAGAAUUCAGCGUCGAACAACUCAUGAGCGUGUUUUCCAUGCUCCUAUUCGGCAUUGGAUAUGCAAGUGUGGUUCUUUCAUGGAUCCCUCAAAUUGGCACGUCGCAGGAGAUGGCUAAUCAGCUCUUGCGCCUCGCGGAUCUUCCUAAAGGUAGCUCGCACGAGCAUAAGGGAACCCUCAAGGUCCGCCAAGUCGCACCAGUCAAGAUCACGGGGCUCAGCUUUCGGUAUCCAACCCGGUCCAACGCACUGGUGCUGAAAGACGUCUCCAUCACCAUUCCGAGAAGCUCAUGUACAGCGAUUGUUGGGCGUUCCGGGUCGGGGAAGUCCACAAUAACAUCGCUGCUUCUCAAUUUAUACGAGAGUCCGAAGUCAGCCCAAGGGUGGCCCACAAUUGCUUUAGGGGGCGUUGACAUUCAUCAAGUGCACACUCCAACGCUUCGAUCUCUCAUCUCGAUUGUGUCACAGCAGCCCUCUAUCUUCCCGGGGACGAUCCAGGAGAACAUAACUUACGGCCUUGGAGACUCGUCCCCACUCCACCAGGUUUACCAUGUACGCGCUGCCGCACAGGCAGCUGGGAUUGAUGAGUUCAUUUCAUCUCUGGCCCAAGGCUAUCUCACAGUUAUCGGUGACGGUGGCGUGGGUUUGUCGGGAGGACAAGCUCAGCGGCUUGUCAUCGCACGAGCCCUCAUUCGAAAGCCCCAGAUACUUAUCUUGGACGAGGCCACAUCCAGCCUUGAUCCCACUAAUGCUAAGAUCGUUCGCCAAACGGUGCAGCAGCUAGUCGCCGGACAACUUGGACUUACUGUGCUCAUCGUCACGCACGCAAGAGAAAUGAUGGAGAUUGCGGACAAGAUCGUCGUGCUUGAACAAGGUCGUGUGGUUGAGGACGGGCCAUUCGAAGAGCUGGCGCGCCGGAAUGGCGGGAAACUGAAGGCUUUGAUAGAGGACCCCUGCGAGGACGAUGAGACCGAUGCAUAAAACAGAGGUAAUGUUGUGCAAUAAAGGCUGCAUCGCUGGACGUGAGGCACCUGCGACGAAGAAGGAAGCGCUCAAUCGUCGAUUCUGUCUUUCCCGGAGGCUUUCGCUUUGACCGGCAUGAAAAGUCACC